This is a messenger RNA of Triticum aestivum (bread wheat), 2476 nucleotides long. RefSeq names its product zinc finger MYM-type protein 1-like. The record is from RefSeq and is a predicted model, not a curated record. The transcript has 4 exons. Lineage: Eukaryota; Viridiplantae; Streptophyta; Magnoliopsida; Poales; Poaceae. Gene Ontology annotation, molecular function: protein dimerization activity. The coding region runs from base 1 to 1866 and encodes 621 amino acids.
AUGGACUCCGGCGAAGAGGUGGAUUGGAUAGGCAUAGCUGCUGCUGUCGAACUCGAAGAAGCUGAGGCUGAGGCUGCUGCUGUCAAAGAUGCGGCAGCUGUGGCAGAGGCAGCAGCUUCGGCGGCCAGAGCCAAACGGAAGCGAGAGCGACCACAUGACUCCGACGACCGGCAGGGCAUUCCUCCGGCAUUUAAUUUAGCUGAUGUGGAUCCUGAUCCUGGCACACGUAAGCAAAUUGAAGAGUAUGCAACUCCAGAAAUUAGAGAUGAAAUGAGAAGGGCAUAUUUGUCGAAAGGUGUUGGACAUUUGUAUGGUCAUGAUUUUCCUCGGACUCUUUUUGGGAAAGAUUGGCGGAACUUCAAAGAAGCAUGGUUCGCGAACCAAAAAGGGGAGUCUUUGGAAAGAUUGCUUGGUGUUAAACAUGUUCUUGAUACUACAUCCGCUUCUUUGAAAAGAUCUUUGGACGCAAUGUUUGUUAAACAUAAUUUAUCCAUGUCUAGAUUGAGAGGACAAGGAUAUGAUGGGGCCUCAAAUAUGCGUGGAGAAUUUAAUGGUUUGAAGAAAUUGGUGCUAGAUGUCAAUCCAUAUGCUUUUUAUGUGCAUUGUUUUGCCCACCAACUUCAAUUGGUAGUUGUUGCUGUUGUCAAGGGAGUCCUAGCUGUUAGUGAUUUCUUUGGACAUACAAAUAAGAUUGUCAACAUGGUAAGUGCCUCGUGUAAAAGAAAAGAUGCAUUGUUGCAGAAGCAUCAUGACAACCUGGUUUUACAGUUAGAGCAUGGGGAGAUUUUGUCAGGAAAAGGCGAGCAUCAAGAGACAAGUUUAGCAAGACCCGGUGAUACACGAUGGGGGUCACACCACAAGACUCUAAUCCGGAUAUAUCAAAUGUGGGAUUCCGUGGUUGAAGUGCUACAUGGUAUUUCUCUUGAUGGAGCAGAUGCUGAUGAUAGAGGUUUGGCUUCUGGCUUUAUGAUAAACAUGGAAACAUUUGAAUUUGUUCUUAUCUUGCAUUUGAUGCUUCGAGUGCUUGGUUUAACCAAUGAUUUGUCACAAGCAUUGCAACAAAAAGAUCAGAAUAUAGUCUGUGCUAUGAAUAUGAUUGUGUCAGUGAAAAGUCUAUUACAAAAGUUGAGAGAUGAUGGAUGGGAGCCUCUCUUAAUAUCUACUACUAACUUUUGUGCUGCAAGAAAUAUAAUAGUGCCCAAUAUGGAUGAUAACAUUUCAGCAAGGGGUUACCCAAGAAGAUCACGCAAAAUGGUUACUUGUCUCCAUCAUUACAAGGUAACUAUAUUCAAUGAGGUGUUGGAUAGAAACAUAGUUGAGAUGAAUAAUCGAUUUAGUGAAACUUCUACACGCUUGUUGAAGUGCAUUGCUUGCCUUGAUCCUAGAGACUCAUUUAGCAACUUUGAUCAUGAUAAGCUAGUUGAGCUUGCAAAUAUUUACUCAAUUGAUUUCUCUUCACAAGAGCUCUAUCUGUUGACUGAUCAACUCAACAUAUAUAUUGAUGUGAUGAAAAGAAGUACUGAAUUCUUGGCUUGCGAUAGUUUGAGUUCUCUUGCUCUCAAGUUGGUUCAGAGUAGACAACAUCUGGUAUUCCCAUUGGUUUAUCGGCUCAUCAGACUUGCAUUGACAUUACCGGUGGCAACUGCAUCAGUUGAGAGGGUUUUCUCAGCCAUGAAUAUUAUAAAGACUGAUCUUCGAAACAAGAUGGGUGAUGAUUGGCUUAAUGAUUUGAUGGUUUGCUUUGUUGAGCGCGAGAUAUUUGCUAAAAUUAGUGAUAAAGAGAUUAUGGUUCAUUUUCAUGCCUUGAAGAACCGUCGAGGUCAUCUACCUCCACAACCUCGUGUUCAGUAUGCAAUUACGUCUUAAAGGUAUACUACCACCCAGUUACCAUCAGAUGUGUGUCUAUAUCAAAAUAUACAACUCUCAUCACACUUGUGCUAAUGCAUUCUUUAUUUUGUAGGUCUCAUUUGGAAAUUGGAAUUAUGGGAUCAUAUUGUGGCAUAACUGAGCAUUUCAAGCGGCAAGAGUCCAUGUGAGCAGUCAGGCGGCCUCGGCGACUUUUAACAGUGUACUAGUUUUAAAUAGUCUUUUCAUCCUUUUGCUGUUGAAUGCUAUGAGUUCUGGUUGAAUAUAGCUGCAUUUGUAGUGAAAAAAAUUUAAACAUUAAAUGUUCGCCCCGGCUAACUUCAAUUCCUGGGUCCGCCACUGUGCACGGCGACAAGGAGCCUCUAUCUCGCUGGGCGGCUGACUGUAGUCUGUUAUUGCCUUGCCGCCGUCCAUCUCCGCCUUAUCACCAUGGUCAUGGCACUACGAGCAGGAAGGAGCCCUGAAGAAUGGAGUAGCUCUCGGCGUCGCAUUCGUCAUCGUCAAGCUCCCAUCAACCCAGUGGCGUCCGUUGCAACUCCAUCGAUAAACAAACCACGAUCCAACGCAUGGCAUUGUGGUUGCUACCUCUCUCCCGAUACCUAUCACUCCC